AUGAAUCACCCGUUACGUUCACAGUCAUUCAGACAUCGAUCACACGCAUCAGUUCACGUGAAACGUCAGCUAUUUGAUGAUGCAGUGCAACAAAUUCGAGAAAGAAGACGUUCAACACCUAAUAUUUCCCGAUAUUCCACUCUGCAUUCAAGACACCGACCAUUCGAUAUAGCACGAACGGAUGUUUGGCCAAAACCGAAAGCAAGUGUGGUGGAAGAUCGUUUUCUUACUUUGGUAGAUUCCGAUGAUUAUACCCGAGUGAGGGAAUUUAACAUUGAUGAAAAGGGCACUGUUGUUAGCCGAGGUGAUUCAUUUCGUCUCAAAAGUCCUACCUGUUAUAAACGAGAAUCACGAAAGAUAGAUCCAACCGAAUCAAAUAGUCCGCAUUCAUCAUCAGAUGAUAGCAUUAUAUCUGCUAAUAAUAAUGAAAAGGAUGAAAAUAAUCAGCCAUCAACCAGUGCUGCUUUUUAUGAAAUAUAUGUGCUUGGUUCGACAGGUGUAGGAAAAAAACAAGUGGAUAAUACAGUAUCAAUUAUAAUUGGUGAUAAAGAAAGCGAAUUAACAUUCUAUGAAAUUGAUCUGCACAAUAAUAAUUCUUGGCUAGAUGGUAAAGCAGAUGUUUACUUGCUAAUAUACAGUAUUGAUUCAAAAAGUUCCUUCAAAGAAGUUAUGAAUGUUGUUGAUUGUAUACGUGAAUCAACAACAUUCGCACGUCAUACGCCUGUUGUCAUGGCUGCUAAUAAAGUUGACUUAGAACGGAAACGUGCUGUUAGUAAGACAGAUGCAAAAAACGCAGCAAUGAUUUAUGGCUUUACGCAUUAUGAAAUAUCAGUUGCGUUAAAUUUAGACGUUGACGAUUUAUUGGUAGGACUUAUUGCUGAAAUCAAACAUUCAUUGAAAUCAGAUCUGCUCGAUCAUCACGCUGACGUUAAAUCUUCUAAAGAGGGCACCGAUACGGAAGAGGUGGAAGAAUCAAGCGAUUUCAAAGCUGCUAUUCGAAGAUUUUCAAAGAGAAGACGACAACAAAUGGGUGACACCAAUGGGAAACAAGCGAAUAAAUGUACGCAUUUCAAAAGCAAUCUUGUAGAACGUUUUCGAAAUUGGAGGCGAUUAUUGCCAAAUUUAAAUUAUUAA
This is a messenger RNA of Acanthocheilonema viteae, 1134 nucleotides long. Lineage: Eukaryota; Metazoa; Nematoda; Chromadorea; Rhabditida; Onchocercidae. The record is from the annotation of a GenBank genome assembly.